Molecule: messenger RNA, 786 nt
Organism: Arachis duranensis
Lineage: Eukaryota; Viridiplantae; Streptophyta; Magnoliopsida; Fabales; Fabaceae
Product: glutathione S-transferase T3-like
Exons: 3
Coding region: 1-786 (261 amino acids)
Source: RefSeq, a predicted model, not a curated record
AUGUUACCUGCAUCAAGACAUAACUCAUCUGGUGUUGGUGGCUCUUCUAACCCAUCCUCUCAGACUCCUAUACAAUCUAGUCCAAAUUCGCAAUAUUCAGAUUUUGCCAACGCUCAUGGAUUAGAUGCUAUCGACCUCAAUGAUGAUAUUGAAGAUCGGAGAAUUUUGCUCCGACAUGACAAGGGGGUAGUUGCAUGUAAGAAACGAUGGUAUAAGAUCAACAAGGCUGUUGCACAAUUUGCUGGUUGCUACGAUCAAGCUAGUCGAAACAUAAGGAAUGGUUCGAACGCUGAUGAUAUAAAGGAGUUGGCUUAUAAACUUUAUUCCACAAAUUAUGGUCAAAAAUUCACUUUUGAGAGGCAUUGGAACAUGCUUCGGUUGGAGCAAAAAUGGAGAAGCCAACUACCUACACAGAGUGGCAGCUCAAAGAGAACCAAGGUUAGUGCAACUGGAGCAUACUCAUCCUCAUCAAACCCAGAAACACCGUUGGAUGACGAACCCGGUGUGGACUCUCCCGUUCGCCCACAAGGAUCAAAGAAGAGCAAGCAAAAAGGUAAGGGAAAAGCACAGAUGUCUGAAGAUUUUAGCGAAAGAAAAUCAUCGGUUGUCAAAAAAUUAUCUCUCAUGGAAGAUAUUAAGAAUGUUAGAGAAAAGGAACUAACGGAUAGGGAAAAAGAAAGAGAAGAGGAGAAGGAACAUAGAGCAAAGAUUAUGGCAAUCAAAGAGAAGGAGUUACAAAUUCAAGCGGCAAUGAAAGAACAAGAUUACAAGCUCAAGCAGAAAUGA